This is a messenger RNA of Xyrauchen texanus (razorback sucker), 5020 nucleotides long. RefSeq names its product acyl-coenzyme A thioesterase MBLAC2-like. The transcript is spliced from 2 exons. Lineage: Eukaryota; Metazoa; Chordata; Actinopteri; Cypriniformes; Catostomidae. The coding region runs from base 80 to 907 and encodes 275 amino acids. The record is from RefSeq and is a predicted model, not a curated record.
UUUGAAACCAAAUUUAUAGGUGAACAACAGCCAUACUUUUUUCCUUAUUUGCAAUAAAAACAACCUGAAUGUAUUUGGGAUGUCUGCGACUGACUGGUACGCGCAUAAAUCGCUGGAAAACGACGUGUUUUGGAUCCAGGAGCGCUUUUAUGAUUCGGGGAACAGGGCGAAUAUUUGGCUCAUACGCGGGUCCCAUCAGGACGUCGUCAUAGAUACCGGGCUGGGGUUACGCAGCCUGCCGGAAUACAUCAACACCAAAGGGCUGUUAGGGGACGAUUCGAAGCGAAAGAACCCUCUGUUAGCUAUCGGCACGCAUGUGCAUUUCGACCAUUCGGGUGGGCUGCAUCAGUUUCAACAGGUGGGCGUGCACAAGGCGGAGGUGGAUGCUCUGGCUAACGGAGAUAACUUCGAGACCGUGACAUGGCUAUCUGACCGCGAGAUCGUGGAGAACCCAGCACCUGGCUGGAGAGCGAGACAGUACCGAGUGAAGGCCGUCACGCCCACCCACAUAUUACAAGAAGGUGAUGUCAUCAACCUCGGGGACCGCCAGCUUACUGUUCUCCACAUGCCAGGUCAUUCCAGAGGAAGCAUCUGUCUCCAUGACAAGGAGAGUAAGAUGCUCUUCAGUGGUGACGUGGUCUAUGAUGGAUCCAUGAUUGAUUGGCUGCCCUUCAGUAGGAUCAGCGACUACGUGCAUAGCUGCGAAAGGCUGGUGGAGAUGGUUGAUAAAGAGGAGAUUGAACUGGUCAUGCCUGGUCAUUUUAACACUUUCGGGAGUAAACGGCUUCACCGGUUAGCUUCCAACUACAUCGCUAGUGCCGGUACUUGCCACAGAGCUUCCACCUGUGUGGUGAAGUCCAUCGCCAGUCUUGCACUUCGAGCCUCCAACUCACGAAGUGCCUGUUAGUAGUUAUGAAAAAGACUACUAUGCAACAGUAUCUAACAAACCUCAAAAAUCACAGAGCAAUACAGUGUGAUAAAAAUAAACAGGAACUUUAGUAUAUAGUUCUGUUAAGACAAGCGCAUGCCACAAGACUGAAGCUUGUUGCCCUUUCAGGUUAUUAAGUCUGCGACUACCAUGCCACAUAUGCGCACACUUGAACCAGUUGGAGGGGAGAAUGAUCUUGCAUUGACACACCUACUCUGCGAUUAUUUGCAUAAAGUGGGCUCCAAAAUAAUAAGAAACUUGAUAUUAGUAUCAUCAAGCAGAACUGCAAAAAUAAUGGCUGUUUUCAGACAGAUUGCAGAAUACUCUAGUUCCAUUUGGUUGUGUAAACCGAUAGUCCUGCCUCAAACCCAUACCAUUGGUUGAGGCAAUGUUGCUGUGUCUGGAUGGGCAACUCAAACAAACAAGGAAACUGAUAGUGCCACAGAGCCACAGUAUUACACUUUUAGGUGAAAUCAGCCUACAAAUGGCUUACUUAUAGUUGACUACAUAUGAAGUGGGUAUUUGAGAAAUACAUUUAACUUAGAAAAAACUCAACGAAUGCCAUGCCGUCAGUCUUGUAGUGUGCGCUUGGCAUUUCAAUCUGUGACUAGUUUUUGUGUUGGUGAGGGUAUCACAUGGUGAGAGAAACUAUUUUGCAUGCGUACACUUAAGUCAUCAUAAAGUCAAGAAUAAUAUUGCCAUAUUUUAAUUAAUAAUUUUGAAUGUUAAAGGAAUAUUUCAGGUUUAAUACACAACAGCACCAGUGGUAUGCUGUCAGUUACCAUAGAAAAAUGUUUUUACAAUGUAAGUCUGUGGGGUAAAUAUACAACAAUGACAGGAAAGUCUACUUCUGUUAUCACAUUUUUGUUUUUGUCAUUCAGAUGCUGUCAAUAGAGUCUUAACUUGUGUUUAACCUGGAAUAUUCCAAUUGACCUUAUUCACGCUAGUGCCAUCUUUGAUUUUUAAUGAGAAUGACAACGGGCUCUUUCAAUGGGCUGUACUGCAGUUUAAAGUGUUUUUGGAUUGUUCUGCAGACAAAAAAUGUAUGAAAUAUUUGUCCAAGAACAUUCAGUAUUUCAAAAACUCCAGACAACACGAGUUGUGGAAAAUCAGAUGUGAUAUAGGUGCUUUAUACCGUUCAUGCCAUUGAAGAGAUGGUAAGUCUGUCCCUCAAAGCCUUGUUGUCAUUCCCAUUAAAGAUAAAAGAUGGCGCUAGUGUGAAUAAGGUAGGAAAACCUAAACAGUUUGAGUGUAUGCUGUAAUCAGGGGUGUUAUUUGUGGUUUACUGAACUUACUGAAAGACCAUGUCUUUUCAAUAGCAUGUCUUUUAGAUCUCCAAAGCACAUAUAGCGUUGAGUGAAUAAGUUUGCACCCCUUUGCAUCUGCAAGAUAUGUAUCAUUUAAAAAAAAUAUGAGAGAUCAUAAUAAUUGCAUUUUUUUAUUUAGCAAUGCCCUAAUGAAGCUAUUUGACACAACCAAUAUUUACAUACAGUAUGUUCCACAAUACAAAGUAAUGACUGAAUUUACACAAUCCUGUUCAAAAGUUUACACCCCCUUGGUUCUUAAAAUGUUGUUGGUGUAUUGCUUCCUUGAUGAUCAAUAACUGAUUGUGUCUUGUGUGAUAGUAAUUAGAGCAUGAGUCUCUGCUUUGUCCUGAGAUGUGAACCUGCCCAUUGUUUUAAAGGAAAAGCCUCCUUGUACUGCAUGUUCUGCAUACUUGUGUUCUUCCCAAAAGUGUUGACAUCCAGCUUUUGACACUUAGGGAUUUGACAAGUAAGGGACUUCUACACAUCUAAUACAGAAGGUGCAAACAUUUAAUGAUGGUCAGGAAGGAAACACACUACAUUAAAGGGAUAGUUCACCCAGAAAUUAAUUCUAUAAAUAUUUACUCACCCUCAUGCCAUCCCAGAUGUGUAUGACUUCCUUUCUUCAGCAAAAUACUAAAUAAGAUUUUUAAGAAGAAUAUUUCAGCUAUAAUAUUUCAUAAUGCAAUUGAAUGGGUGCCAAAAUUUUGAAGCUCAAAAAUCCACAUAAAGGGAGCAUAAAAGUAAUCCAUAUAACUCCAGUGGUUAAAUCCAGGUGUUCAGACAUUAUAUGAUAGGUUUGGGUGAGAUUAAACAGAUCAAUAUUUAAGUAAUUUAUUAUCAUACAUUCUCCUCACUGCCCAGUAGGGGGCAAUAUGCAUGAAGAAUGUGAAUCACCAAAAACAGAAAAAAGAGAAUCUAAAAGUGAAAAUUAAGUGGAGAUUGACUGAGCAGGGAGGAUCAUUUAUAGUAAAAGGGAUUUAAAUAUUGAUCUGUUUCUCACCCACACCUAUCAUAUCACUUCAGAAGAUAUGGAUUUAACCAGUCAGGUGGAGUACUUUUAUAUUGCCCUUAUGGGAUUUUGGAGCUUCAACAUUUUGGCACCAAUUCACUUGAAUUGUAUGGACGUACAGAGCUGAGAAAUUCUUCUAAAAAUAUUAAUUUGUGUUCAGCAUGAGGGUGAGUAAAUUAUGAGAGAAUUUUCAUUUUUGGGUGAACCAAUACUUUAAUAAACAAGGGGAUAGAAACUUUUAAACAGCAUGAUUUAUAUUGAAUGACUAAUAUUUUGUCUUGUGGAAUAGAUGUAAAUGGAAGCGCAGCGUAGUUCUAGCGGGAAGACUAGCAGCUGUACAGAAUCACAUCAUUAGCUGGGUAAUUCAUAGCCAAUCACAUGUAAGCCAUUGCUUUAUAAGUCUGCUCACAAUCUAUCACAAUGCUGGUUCGGUGUGCUAACACUGCAACCUCCACCACCACCAGUUGAGCCCUGUCCCGCACGGGGGUAGGCUCCUCGCCCCUGCCCCCUGCCCCCUGCCCCCUGCCCCCUGCCCCCUGCCCCCUGCCUCCUAUCUCCGGCAGGACAUGACGGUUCCGGGUACAACUCCUUCGGACCGCCGGACGGGGCCUACGCCAAAGAGAGAGACAUUACUUUCUGUUUUACAUCUAUCAAAUAAAUGGCAUGUUAAACUUCACUCAAGCCUGCAUGUCUUCCCGAUAGAAAUGUCUGUUAUGUAGUUUCUGAAGGGCGGAAAGGGGUGUGUAUAAUUAUGAGACAAAAGAUGGAUGCAAACUUAUGCACUAAACUGUGUCAAUGUAGCUGACAUAAAUAUUACCCAUUUACACUCGUAAUCACAUAAAAAUAUCAUACAUUGCAAGUGAAUUGUCUUUGAAGAGACAGCUAUUUGUUUGUGUUAAUGGGAGACAAGGUUAACAUUUAGUAGUACUGUUGACUUGACUUGUUUUCUGUGGCAGUCUCUGCAUGAGAUACUGAUGUUGCACAGCAUGGAAGCAGCAACAUUAUAUUAUUCUAGAAGCCAAGAUUGAAUUGUGCUGUGUACUAUAUGUGGUUAAAGUGCAAUACUUCCGAUCAAAAUAAUCAAAAUCUCUCUCAGAGGCAGUCUUGUUUAGCAAGAAAGAUGUCUAGCCUUCACUGAAAUGUGCCUGAAUGUUGAUUCAUAGUUUUCUUCCAUCACACAGCCUCCAUUAUGCAAACUACAUAAUGUCUUUGCUUUAUUCAUAUGAUUAUUUUUUAUAUAGAAGCACAGACUUCAGUAUGUCUUGGAAGGACAAUAGAUGUUUUUUUAUUAUUUCAUCGGUAAGUCACUGCCUUAGUUUAAGCUAAUGCAAGGGCCUCUUUAGUGUUCAAAUGUGAAAAUAUCACAUUUUGUGAGUGUAUGAAAUGAGAUGUUGGGUAAAAAAAGACGUUCAAGGAGCUUUGAGAAUGACUAAUAUCAAGUCACUCAUUUACGUUGCCAAACUACAAAAAUGCUGUAUUGUAUGAUGAUUAUAAUGUCAUUUUCAUAAUACUGAAAUGUCAUUUUUACUUAAUAAGUAUCAUAUACAGAAGAGCAGAAUGUGUUUGUGUGAACGUGAUGGAGAGUGAUAUACUGUAAGUAUUCUAGUGUUUGGAUAUGGAAGUGAGCUUGAAUAUGUGCACAAUAUUUCUGCUCAGGAAUCCCUUCUUGAAUCCAGCAAAAUGAGCUGAGCUGUACAUGCAACACUAUAUUUAGUGCCUCAUGGAGAGUAUGCAAACUAAUACCUCACAAUGCCAUGACAACAGCUUUUGUAAUGU